This is a messenger RNA of Moneuplotes crassus, 506 nucleotides long. NCBI's taxonomy places the organism in Eukaryota, Ciliophora, Spirotrichea, Euplotida, Euplotidae. The record is from the annotation of a GenBank genome assembly.
UGUACAUAAUUGAUAAGUUUUCAGACUAAUUUUAUAACAUCCUGCAUACCUUUAUAAGAGAUCUUAGUUGAAGUUUGAUUAGACCUCUUCGAAAUUAAUGACUCCACAUUCUGCUAGGACUCUGGUCAUUUCAUAAAUCGUAUCAUUUCUUUCUUUUAGUAAAAUAUUCUUCUUUGCAAUUUUCUUUCUGAGUGAGUUGACAAGAGAGCGAAGUUCAUCAUUUUCAGCUUUUGCCUGUAAUAAAGCUUUUCUAUAGGUUUCCUGAAGAUUUUUCUGUAUGAAGUUAUCAUUGGAAUUAAAGACCAUUUUUAAGUCUAUCUUCUCUGAUCUAGAAUCAAUUCUAUUUAUCUAUUUCAGUCUGAAUGAAUGUGUGAGAUCUGGUUCUAUCAAGGUCAAUUUCAGUAUUAACACCCACUGGACUCAAAGAUCCUCUCUUGUCCAAUUUCAUUGAUAACGAAUUUGAGUUGUGUGAUCCUUCCAUUCUCUGGUUUUACUAAUUUUUAUAA